AUGGACCAAGAGGCAGUCGGCGACCACGACAGCCAAGGCAGCCAAGCUAGGCGGGCCCUGGGGACAGCUCACCCUGGCCCCCUGAUGAGCAAGUUCUUGUUUCUGCCCGGAACACAAGCCGGACUUCUGGUUCCAGACAUCAGACCAGAUCAUACGAUUUAUAUUAUAAUAUUAAUGACAAAAAUUAAAAAAGAAGAAUCGAAGAGAUCCCUGUACUCCCCGCGUUCUCAGCCUGGCCACAUGGUAGACAUUGCGGCAGCAAAGACCAUGAAGGGGAGGGGCAGGCCUCGGUUAUCUCGCAGAUGCUCUGAGCACUUACAAGGACUUCCACUGCGAGUCCAGUUUGCAAAAACAGAUUCUGAUCUAAUAUCUAAAUUGCGUGGCACUUGGCUGGCAAACAGAAAAGCCAAUCACAUUGCAAAGAGAAAGCCUGAGCACACAACACCCAACUCAGCCAAUAACCAAGCGAGUUCAGCACCAGGCCCUCAGGUCCCUAAUUACGCUGCAAACGGUAUUUCAGCCCUUAGGAACUUACCGGAAGAGACUAAGGAGAUGACGCUGUCCUUGCCGUUUAAUCAGCACCCUGGUUUCAAGGAAGCACGUUUAGUACCUGGCAGACCAGGCAUCGCGUGUGUAGAAUCUGAAAAUGUUGGGGCCGGCGCUGCUAUCCGGAGGCGGAGGUGGCUGCGGGCCGCGCAGAGCCCUCCCGCGGAGGGGCGGCGGCGGGGUGCGGGGCGCUGGGAGCAGACCCGCGCGGGCAGCUGCACCUGCAGGGCCCGGGGCCGGCCACUCGGGGAGCAGGGACCGCCCCCGACUCCUCCAGGCCCCCCGGGACAGUACCGCGCGCUGUAA
Messenger RNA from Lepus europaeus (European hare), 852 nucleotides. Its product is annotated as U2 small nuclear ribonucleoprotein B''-like. Lineage: Eukaryota; Metazoa; Chordata; Mammalia; Lagomorpha; Leporidae. The record is from RefSeq and is a predicted model, not a curated record.